AUGGCCGACACGAUUUUUGGCAGUGGGACAGGCCAGUGGGUGUGCCCCAAUGACCGGCAGCUGGCACUACGUGCCAAGCUCCAGACGGGCUGGUCGGUGCACACGUUUCAGACUGAGAAGCAGAGGAAGAUGCAGGCUCUGAGCCCGCAGGAACUUGAGGUCAUUCUGGAAGUCAUCCGUAAGGCGGAGAAAUUGGACAUCAUCGAGCAGCAGCGCAUUGGGCGUCUGGUGGAGCGGCUGGAGAACAUGAGGAAGAAUGCGAUGGGCAACGGCCUCUCCCAGUGUCUGCUCUGCGGUGAGCUGCUCGGGCUGCUGGGCAGCACGUCAGUCUUUUGUCAGGAUUGCAAAAAGAAAGUUUGCACCAAGUGCGGAAUAGAAACCUUUGGAACCCAGAAACGUCCUCUUUGGUUGUGCAAGAUCUGCAGUGAACAGAGAGAGGUUUGGAAGAGGUCUGGUGCGUGGUUCUACAAAGGGCUGCCCAAGUACAUCACGCCUUUGAAGAGCAGCAGCAAAUCCAGUGAGAUGCCCUCGCAGCCUUGGCAAAGUGAGCCAGCUGUGCCGGAGGUGGAGAGUGUCAGGACCAGCCGAUCCUUCACCUGGGCCAGGGGAAAAGGUUGAUUGUCUGCUCCUUGUCCAGGAAACAGGCGGGGAGAGGGGGAGGAUUAG
Messenger RNA from Pelecanus crispus (Dalmatian pelican), 666 nucleotides. The record is from RefSeq and is a predicted model, not a curated record. Lineage: Eukaryota; Metazoa; Chordata; Aves; Pelecaniformes; Pelecanidae.